AUCAACGAAAAUUUAAGAAAGAAUUUUAUCCGCCUAUUGCAAUCUACGGCCGUAUCCCCUAUCCUUUUAAUAAAAAAGCCCAACAACGGCGUUCGUAUUUAUAUUGACUAUUAUAAUAUUAAUAAUAUAAUAUUGAAAAUAUAUUACCCGCUACUAUUAAUUAAAGAGACCUUCGAUACUAUUUACCGUAUAAAGAUUUUAUUAAAUUCAAUAUAA
Messenger RNA from Neurospora tetrasperma FGSC 2508, 216 nucleotides. RefSeq lists its product as uncharacterized. The annotation marks the transcript as partial. The record is from RefSeq and is a predicted model, not a curated record. NCBI's taxonomy places the organism in Eukaryota, Fungi, Ascomycota, Sordariomycetes, Sordariales, Sordariaceae. The transcript has a single exon.